Fusarium keratoplasticum is the source of this 3552-nucleotide messenger RNA. RefSeq lists its product as uncharacterized. Gene Ontology annotation, molecular function: ATP-dependent chromatin remodeler activity; ATP binding. NCBI's taxonomy places the organism in Eukaryota, Fungi, Ascomycota, Sordariomycetes, Hypocreales, Nectriaceae. Bases 1 to 3552 code for a protein of 1183 amino acids. The record is from RefSeq and is a predicted model, not a curated record. The transcript is spliced from 10 exons.
AUGGACACCAAUCCUUCACCAAGGGAUGGGCCCCCCGUCCCAGAACCUGGCGCCGACGCCAGUAGCCCUCCAGUUUCGCAAUCUUUCCAAGAGGUUCAAGCCCCCUCGCCUACGGCAGUGACCGGGCCUCCGGUUCUUCUACACAAGGCGUCCUCUGGAUCUACUGAAGCCCAGCCUGCCAGUUCCGACAGUGACCUACCUCAUGCCCCCAUGGACAGCUCCGAAGAAAACUUGCUGAAGCUCAAAGUUCACUUGAAACAAGAAGACUUGGGGGUAGGAAGCGCGCCGAUCCAAGUCAAGAACGAGGAUAACGAUCCCAAACAGUUCCCAGGCAUGUGCAAAGCAGCUCAAGACGAAUCGGCUGAUGGACUUGAGGAUGCGCAAAUGCCUGACGUUAUGGAAAUCGACAACGACAGUUCGUCGGACGAUGAAGACAAUGAAGCCGAUUCAGACUUCCACUCUAGAAGCGAGUCUGAUUCUGAUUGCUCCCAAGAAGCUGGCAGACGAGCUAAACGACGACGCUCUAAGCCUGCCACCACUACGUCUCCUCGAGCCUCAGUAAACCUCCAGGAACUCGAGACUCUGCGAAACAAACUGAUUGUGAAGAAGAUGACCGAAGGAUUGACCGGUGAUGAACCCGAGACGUUGGAGAAACUGGAGAAGCAGGUUUCAGAGGCGCAGAGACAGCCCAAGGCAGGAGAGAAAGCCCCAAAAAGGAACAAGAACAAGAAGAAGCGGGCAAAGACUGCUCGAGAGUACUGGCAGAGAGAACUCGGAAACGAACCAGAAGGGGCAGCGAAGAAGCGCAAGAAUGAGGGUGAGGUCGAGGGUCCCAACAAAGCGCAAAAGAACACGACCGGAUCCCAUCCCAAGCAGAGCAUCAAGAACUCGACCGCUGCCACCAGAGCAGACAUGUUGCGCAGCCUUGGCGACAUCAACAAGCGCAUCAUCGAUGGGACUGUGCCAACUAUGGGUGUCAUCCAAGCUCACACCCACCAGGAUCAGAUAAAGCAAAUGGUGGAAAGCAUCCCCAAAGGAUGCGACACCAGGCGCACCAAGACACAGCGCAAAGACCUCGAACAAGCCAAGUCUUCGUUCGGUUACAAGAAGGUUGAAGCUGUCGAUGGGACGUGGAAGCUCAAAGACAUGGAGACUGGUCUGUUGAACUACCAGAUUGUCGCCGCGGCUUGGAUGACCAAGAGAGAAGCCCAAGAUCUGCACCCCGCCGGAGGGUUGCUAGCCGACGACAUGGGACUGGGCAAGACAAUCACCACGCUUGCUUGCAUCAUUGGCCAUCCCCCAGAGAAGGAAGAUCGCGACGAGUUCAGCAGAGCGACACUUGUCGUUGUGAACAACCAGCAAACUGCAAACCAGUGGUCUGAGCAAAUCGAGAAGCACUGCCCUGAGGCCUUCUUUUCCAAAACGUGCAUUUACUCCAAGAACAUCCCCUGGAAAGCGGCGCAAUGGGGUCGACGCAACAUAGUGAUCACCACCUACGCGGAGCUGGUGGCGCAGUUUCCCAAGAAAAAGGCCGUCCAGGCACUGAAGGCAAUGUGGGCUAGCGACAGGGUGGGCUUCGAGAAUGCCCUGCAGCGCGGGCUUGGGAAACUCUUCAAGGUCAACUGGUACCGAGUCGUUCUAGAUGAAGCCCAUGCCAUCAAGAACCGCACAUCCGGCAUCACUUUUGCCUGCUGGCAGUUGAGUGCCAAGUAUCGAUGGGUAGUCAGCGGAACGCCCAUUUCCAACUCGAUAGAAGAGUUCUAUCCGUACCUGAAGUUCCUCGGAUGCAGUUUUGCUGUUAACCUAGGAAGGUUCAAGAGCGAGUACAUGGACGGGAGACAAUCAAACGACAACUUCGCUGCGCUUGUCAGCAUGGUCAUGUACAGACGGAAGCAGGAUGAAGCCUUCAUGGGAUACAAGAUCGUUCCCCUUCCGAAGAUUCACAGCCAGGAUCUCUGGGUUCCCCUUGAGGAUUGGGAAAAGGCCUUGAUCCAAGCAGUGGACAACCGCUACGAAAGUGAAAUGCCCGACGAGGAGGCGAACGAUCAGGAACAGGGUGAUGAAGGCGAACCGCCUGCAGAAGAGGCGAAUGAUCAGGAGCAAGAUGACGAAGCCAAACAUGAGGAUACUGACCAAGACUUGGAACCUGCUCACGAGGAAGACAAUGAUGCAGCAAAGGCAGAGGAAGAUGCUACUGACAAGGAAGAUGAUGAUGCAGCAGAUGCAGAGGAAGAUGUCGCCCUCAAGCACCAGACUGCCUUUUCGAUCCGAAACACCCGAUGCGUAAGAUUGCGUCAAGGCAUCUCCCACCCACUCAAUCUCGAGAAGUUUCUUCGAGAGAAAAGCCGUGAGGAAGACAUUCAGCAGGCGAUCGAGAAGCUCAAAGAAGAGGCCGAAAAGAUUCAGAAUGAUUCCGACGAGGCCCAGACUCACGCCGAACAGUUGGCACAGGACAAGGCCGUCAGAGACAAGUUCUCGGUGGGAGCCCAUCAGAUCGAAACCCUGUACAAGGACUUGUUCGGCGGCGCGGAAGAGAUGGCCAAGCUGCGUGCCCUUGCUACCAACGAGCAUGAAGUUCAGGAGGUGACUUGCGGUCUCUGCAAAAAGGCAAACCCUCCCGUGUCGCCAACGCGAGGAGCAAAUUGCGAGCACAUCUUUUGUGAGCGGUGCCUCUUUGUCGGCAUUCCCAAGGGGAUGCGUUUGGUGAAGGUUGAGUUCAUAUGCCCUGUCCCUGGAUGCUCAGCCAAACUCGCCGUGGGUGAGGACGUGACGACUCCCGAGUGUAUCAAGACAGCCAUGAACAGCGCCAAGGAGAGCAAGGACUUCCAGGAACCUGGCCGGGACAGCAUUGGAACCAACUGGACUGGUGAUGCUGAGGGAUACAAUUCCUUCUUCCACGCCACGUGUGGCCGUGAAGACAUCCACUUUGGUCCUGUCAAGAUGCCUUGGGGCUCCAAGGUCAAAGCUACCGUGGAGGUGAUUCUUACGUGGCUCAAGGAAGCGCCCGAGGACAAGAUGAUUGUCUUUGUUGAGUUCACCAGAACUUCGAAAGCACUUGGGUGCAUCCUGGAGACGCUGGGAAUUGACUUUCUGUACUACAACGGGACGGUCACCAACAAGCGGAAAGAUUUGGCUCUGAAAGAGUUCCGAGAGAACCCCGAGCGGAAGAUUCUUCUGGCAUCAAUGAAGUGCGGUGGGCAAGCCUUGGACUUGCCUGUCGCCAACCGCGUCAUCAUUGUUGACAUUUGGUGGAACAAGACGGUCGAGCAGCAGGCCUUCAAGCGAGUUCAUCGAAUCGGACAGAAGAAGGAGACGCAUCUCGUGCGGAUCAUGGCCAGAGGCAGCAUCGACGAGCGUCUCUACAUGCUACAGAACGCGAAGGAGGCGAUUGUCAACCGGGCUCUCCAAGAUGACGGACAUGUCCCCAACUUCACCGAAACCCAGGCACUCCAGUGGUUGUUUUCGGACAAGAGUGAAGAUGAUCUGAUCCAAGAUAUGGAUGCAAAGGCCCGGGCAAAGAAUGGCAAGGGGAAGGGGAAGAAGAAGGCCUGA